CCCCCGCAAUCACCUCUGGAUUUGUUGGAGCGGACUGUCGCAAUUCAACCGGUCAUCUGCCGAAGUCAGUCUCACUCAGAUCCUGCCCUCAUACAAAUUAAUUCACGCGUUGCUUUGUAACACAUUGGGCUCGACAAUCAUUGAACCUACGGUCUUUUUUCCCUGGGCCGAUCAUGAUGUUGUCAACUACUACAAGUGCUGCACGCACAGAUAAGAACGGCAUUCCUCUUUCGGUCACAUCUCACCCAGACAAUCCUAUCCCUGAAGAACCUAGCGCCGUGCCUCAUCUGACACUCCUCCAUCCCGGUCCCUUGAAAUCCACAGAAUCCCAGUCAUCACUGCCAUCGCUGGUAACUGGCUCUGAGGUAUCGAGUGAUUCAGAGGCCCCAUCUACUCCAGCAACCGAACUACUUACUGAAGAUAUUGCUGAGAGAAUCGAUAAAUUGAAUGUCCAGCCUAAAGAAUCGUCUCCGUUGAAACCCGUCACCCACAGACGACGUGCUUCGACCGUUCUGAUUUCUCAAAAUUCUGAAGACGUCCAGAAGAUCUUGGGCAAUGUCGGCGCUGGGACUACGCGGGUUGAGAAACUCUGCUGUGGAGGGGGAUGUUGCAAAUUACAACCCCUGAGACAACCUGCCUCUUCAUCUGUUAAGCGACCGAUUUUACCACCGAAGAAUAAGGCUUUCGAAAGUCUUCAACUGUAUUUGGGCACUCUAUCCCAUGACAGCGAGCUCACAAACAUCUGUGAAUUACCCGAGAAGACCGUCUCAUUUGCUCCGGUCCCUGUAGACUUGGUCGAUCAGAGAUUGGGUCCUUCCGAUCAUCCACCGUCAUUUGUCCAACCGCACCCUCCUUACGAGGUCUACCGCGCACCACUUCAUUAUUCCAGAGAGCUGACCAAACCCGGUGCUGAGAAACGAACGUUCCACUUUGAUAUAGAUAUCACAGACUACCCUGCCGAAGGCGGGGAUGUCGAUUUCGUAGUUGGUGGAGCGAUUGGCGUCUGCCCUAAGAAUGCCGAUGACGUUGUCGACGACAUUUUCAACUCUCUGGGUGUCCCAAGAACCGUUCGAGAUAAAAAGGUGAUGCUUCACACGACGAAAGGACGAUGGCCCACCGUCUGGGGCGAUGAUAAACCUAGGGAAUUGGUAACUACUCGACGAGAGCUGGUAUCCUGGUGCACAGAUUUCCAGAGCUACCCGCCAACGAAGCCCUUAUUGCGGUUGCUAGCGGAAUAUGCAUCAAAUCGCGAUGAAAAGAAAAUUCUGAUGUACCUCUGCUCCGCUCAGGGUCAGGGCUCAUUCUGUGAUCUUCGCACGAGCCAGUAUAUCACCGUUUCUCAGCUGCUGCAUGCAUUUCCUUCUUCUCAACCCCCUUUAGAUUUCCUUCUCUCCGUCCUUAAUCCUCUUAUGCCACGCUUCUAUUCACUCUCGCAAGACCCACUGCUUUCGCAGACCGCUGAUGGUGGUAAUGAUCGCCGCCUCGUCGAGAUCGCUGUUACUGUUCAUGACUGCCCUGAUUGGCAAGGUGCAAAGCGUACAGGUGUUGGGUCCGGCUUCUUGCAACGGAUUGCCCAAAAGGUGAUUGAGGCCGAGGAAGCCGGUGUCGAUGCACGAUCUCUUGGUCUUCAUAUACCGAUGUUUCGAGGUCUCAUGGCUAAUCCGCUCGCUCGAGAGUUUGUUCUAGACGGUCCCAUGCUAUUGAUUGGUGCUGGUGUUGGUGUGGCCCCAUUUCGUGGGUUCGUCCAGCGACGUCUAAAAUCUGCCAACUGCGCAAAUAAAGUCUGGGUUCUUCAAGGGAUCCGGGAUUCAUUAGUGGACGAGCUCUAUUCUGGCGAGUGGGGCGUGCACGAGGAGACAGUCAAGAGAGUUGUUGAAAGUAGGCGUGGCGAAGGACGCUAUGUCCAAGAGGAAGUGCGCAACCAGGCCGAUCUUGUCUGGUAUGUGAUCAAUGCGUUGGAUGGGCGUGUCUUUGUCUGUGGCAGCAGUAAAGGCAUGGGCGAGGGUGUGGAAGCCGCACUGAUAGAUGUUGCUAUGGCGAAGGGCAAUUUAAAUCAGCAGGAGGCCCAGCAGUUUUGGGAUAACAAAAAGAGUGCCGGGCAAUAUAUUGCCGAAACCUGGUAACCAGACUAUGCUUUCUAUUAAUAUUCACCUCAUACCUAUUCCUACCCAACUGGUUAUGGGGACCAUCAUUCUUAUUGAUAUCAACUACCUACUCAACCCCUCGCCAUCUGGAGUUAUACCCCCUAAUUCACACUUCUCGUUAGCUGUGGAUUAUUCGGAAUUGCGCUUCGCCUUUUGGAGCCUCACCCUAGGUCUGAUAUAUUCUGCAAUUUCCCUUGUCUCCUAUAGUUUCUGCAGUUCUCCGCAAUGUACUGCUCCAUUCAUCUCCCUAUUCUUAGCCUGUUCACAAUCAUGGGGUUAUUGCUUUCUCUCUUUGCAUUAUAAACCAAAAAAAUAGAUUUCUCUAUCAUAUAAGAUCCUCGCCUAAUCUGUGAGGGUUGUUCCUACUUUAUAUAUCCCAAUGUUUCGCCUCAAAGAUUUUUGUUGUCCUACUCUGGUUUAUUUUCUUUGUCUCUUCAUUCACACAAUGCUAGGGGGUUCUGAUAGACAGGGCAUUGCAGUGGUUCAUUUCAGGUGUCUGGAACACUACGUUAUUUCGUCGGGGCAAUAGUACUUAUUAAAAGAUAUUUUGAAAAAUACAUUUCAACCCCAAUAUUGGGGAACUUAUCUA
This is a messenger RNA of Coccidioides immitis RS, 2733 nucleotides long. RefSeq names its product FAD binding domain-containing protein. The record is from RefSeq and is a predicted model, not a curated record. Gene Ontology annotation, biological process: homocysteine metabolic process. Gene Ontology annotation, cellular component: cytosol. The transcript has 3 exons. Lineage: Eukaryota; Fungi; Ascomycota; Eurotiomycetes; Onygenales; Onygenaceae. Gene Ontology annotation, molecular function: [methionine synthase] reductase (NADPH) activity; flavin adenine dinucleotide binding; FMN binding. Bases 174 to 2123 code for a protein of 649 amino acids.